Molecule: messenger RNA, 1102 nt
Organism: Humulus lupulus (European hop)
Lineage: Eukaryota; Viridiplantae; Streptophyta; Magnoliopsida; Rosales; Cannabaceae
Product: transcription factor bHLH110-like
Exons: 9
Coding region: 146-937 (263 amino acids)
Biological process (GO): regulation of transcription by RNA polymerase II
Cellular component (GO): nucleus
Molecular function (GO): RNA polymerase II cis-regulatory region sequence-specific DNA binding; protein dimerization activity; DNA-binding transcription factor activity, RNA polymerase II-specific
Source: RefSeq, a predicted model, not a curated record
CUAUGAACUCAACUCAAGGCCUUUCUGUAUUCCUACUUUGUUUGAUUACUCUGGAAACUUAGCUUGAGGAAAGACCAAAACUCUUUGUUUUGUCUGUUUUGAUUUUGAGGGGUUUGGAGGCAGAGAUUUGGAUCAUUUGGACAAAAUGAAAAACGCUAUUCUUCCAUCUGUAUCCACACAUUAUGAUUUUGGAAACAUUAAUUAUGAUCUCCAGAUGUUUAGUGACAUUAAUCCUCACAACAGUUCUGGGUUUUGCAUGGAGCCUAUUCUCAACUUAGACAAUGACAAACAAAAAAGAGUUGAAGACUAUUCCUUACCCUUUCAGCCAUCAUCCCUUGUUACCUAUCAACAAGCUUUUCCAGAUGUUAUUGAUAAUAGCUCCCACCAGCAGUCAAUCUUGCUUGGCAAGAAGAUUUUGGCUCCACAAUUAGAAGUGAAGGAUUUUCUGGCUAUUCAAAAGAGAAGGAAACGGCCAACUGAAGAUAAUGACAUGCUCUUUGCCAGAAGUAGCACUUGGGAGUUGCUUGGUGACAAAAGAAAAAAAAGAAACAAAGUGACAAGCAAUGACCAAGAAGCAUUAUUAUCAGGAGGAAUGCAAGAGCACAAGUUGCUGAUGCCUGCAAAGAGGAGCCAAAAGCUCAGUGACAAAAUCACUGCUCUUCAAAAGCUGGUUUCCCCCUAUGGCAAGACUGACACUGCCUCAGUUCUUCAAGAGGCUUCCCUUUAUAUCAAGCUUAUUCAGGAGCAAAUUCAGAACCUUUUUAGGAUGAUGAGUAGCCCAUGCGACAAUGUUAGAGGCUCUCAAUCACAGAACUAUCAACAGGAAAGUGGGAAAAGAUGGCUAGACCUGCGAAGUAGAGGGCUUUGUUUGGCUCCGAUCUCAUUUACUAAGACAGUGGCGUUGGAAGAUCCAAUUGAUAAAUAUUCACGCUAUUAGUUAUUAAUUAUUAGAUUUGAAGAAAAACCAUUCGCACACACACACACAUCCCAUUACUAUAUUCUACUUUCUUCAUUUUUUUUAAGCUACAGAACAUAUUUUUACAUGUACACAUUUCUUAUGUGAUAUUCAAAGAGGAAGUUUGAGUGAAUCUCCUUUGCUUAA